CGUACUCUCAUGGUGAAGCACGCUAUGAUGCAGCUCUACGUUCUCAAGCUGCUCAAGAUGCAGACUAAAUAUCUUGGCAGACAAUGGCGCAAGAGUAACAUGAAGACCUUGUCUGCAAUCUAUCAGAUGGUUCGCCAUCGCCUCAACGAUGACUGGGCGUACGGCAACGAUCCCGACGCUCGGCCCUGGGACUUCCAGACCGAAGAGUGCUCACUCAGAGCAGCGGUUGACCGCUUCAAUACGCGCCGCUACCACCACGCCCACACUGGCGAGAGUGAGUUCGAGCCCGUGGACAACUGCAUAACUUCAGUGCUUGGGCGCAAAGUUGAGCUCACGGAAGAGUUUACUCGCUCCUAUGAAGUUUGGCUGCAACGCGAAGUUCUCAACACUACCAUACACUGGGACCUGCUACUAUCAACUAACACCAACGCUCAUAAUUCCUUAUCGUCUUCCGAUACAAAAUCUCGUUGUGCAUCGUGCAAAACCGAGCACAGUAAUGAUGAUGCUAAAAAAAAUACCGCUGCUGGUAUGGAGAGAUGUGAAUGCAAGAAAAAGUUGGUUUCUGAAGGAGCUAGUGGCGAUUAUACGCCGUUAAUACAGCAGCUUAGUGGUCAGUACUACAGACAUAAUGAAGAUGCGAGAAGUGGUCAGGCUGAAACACCUGAGGAAGAUGAAUAUGAUAAGAAAGAUAAGAUGCAGACCAUGAUUAAGAAAACUAACGUUAACGGAACUGCUGCCUCGGCUGCUGUUGUCGAUAUAUCCAUUGAGGAUGAAAUCCCUGAAGCUGAGUCCAAGAUGUCAAUUGACGAGAAACAUGAGUAAUUAUUUUCAAGAAAGCGCAAACGAAGUAGGUUACCUCUUGUCAUGUACGUCGUUUAUUUAUACAUAAUAUUGGGCAACCUCACAGUGAAACUACGUUCAUCAUGAAAUUGAAUUGACAAGUCGCUGGUAUUCCGUCACUGAAAUCUUUUUUAACGAUUUUAUUACAUUAAUUCUUUUAUCUCUUGACACAGUUUUUAAUUUCAGACUGUACAUUUUUAUGAUGUUCGUUUAACGGUUCGAGGAGCUUGUUAUAAGUUAACUUGUUUUCUGUACUGGAAGCUGUAGGUAGCCGGAUAAUGUUAAUAUUCGGUCCUCAACAUGUCGACUAAGUAACUCGUCACUAAAGUGUAACUACUGUUAGGUAAUUCAUUAGAAAAGUGUGUAACUAUUACUAAGUAAUUAGUUACAAACGUGUAACCAUUAUUAGGUAAUUAAUUACGAACGUGUUUUAGUUGAGUCUACAAAACCUAUGUCAUUAGUGAGCAA
This is a messenger RNA of Hyalella azteca, 1308 nucleotides long. Its product is annotated as striatin-interacting protein 2-like. Gene Ontology annotation, cellular component: cytosol. The transcript is spliced from 4 exons. The record is from RefSeq and is a predicted model, not a curated record. The coding region runs from base 10 to 822 and encodes 270 amino acids. NCBI's taxonomy places the organism in Eukaryota, Metazoa, Arthropoda, Malacostraca, Amphipoda, Hyalellidae. Gene Ontology annotation, biological process: cytoskeleton organization.